Oncorhynchus tshawytscha (Chinook salmon) is the source of this 435-nucleotide messenger RNA. Its product is annotated as keratin-associated protein 5-5-like. The coding region runs from base 1 to 435 and encodes 144 amino acids. The record is from RefSeq and is a predicted model, not a curated record. The transcript has a single exon. Lineage: Eukaryota; Metazoa; Chordata; Actinopteri; Salmoniformes; Salmonidae.
AUGCCCUGUGCUGUGCCCUGUGCUGUGCCCUGUGCUGUGGCCUGUGCUGUUCCCUGUGCUGUGCCCUGUGCUGUUCCCUGUGCUGUGCCCUGUGCUGUGCCCUGUGCUGUGCCCUGUGCUGUGCCCAGUUCGGUGGCCUGUGCUGUUCCCUGUGCCCUGUGCUGUGCCCUGUGCUGUGCCCUGUGCCCUGUGCCCUGUGCUGUGCCCUGUGCUGUGCCCCUGUGCCCUGUGCUGUGCCCUGUGGUGUGGCCUGUGCUGUGCCCUGUGCCCUGUGCCCUGUGCUGUGCCCUGUGGUGUGGCCUGUGCUGUGGCCUGUGCUGUUCCCUGUGCUGUGCCCUGUGCUGUGGCCUGUGCUGUGCCCUGUGCUGUGGCCUGUGCUGUGCCCUGUUCUGUGCCCUGUUCUGUGUCGUUCACUGUGCUGUGUCGUGCUGGUGA